UAAUUUCCGAAAAAGAAAAAAAAAAAGGAAACUAUGUCAUUCUCAUCUUACUAUAAUGUUUUUGUUUUUUUUUUUAAUAAUAAUAAUAAUAAUAAAGACUAAAGUAAGUAAUAACCAUAACGAGAAGAGAAGAAGAAUCAUAAAUCUAGUUGCAGAACAACAACGUCCACGUUACACUACUCUCCAACCAAAGCUCACCACCCAAGGUAUGUUAAGGUGAUUGAGAGUGAAAAUGAAACUUUUCACUAAAUGUCAAGCUGAAACAAGGAGAUUGAUUUGGACUAUUGGGGUGAUGUUUUCACUGGUUUUGAUUUUUCAGUACUUUGAACUCCCAUUUGGUAUUUUUAUUCCAUCUUUAUUUCCUUCUGUUAAGGUACCAUUAGUAGAGGAAAGUAAAGAAAAUGGAGAUUUAUUACCUAAUCAUAAGAUUAUUGAUCAUAAUAAUAGCUCAAUUUACAAUGCUUCAAACUCAAAUGACACUUACUUAACUCAGCUUAAUGACACAAGAAUCUCUGGUUCUACACCAAAAGAAUCCUUGGAUUUCGAAAAACAUAACAAAACUGAUGUUGAUCAUGGAAAGAUCAACACCACAAAUAGUAGUUUUUCUGUUGGUUCUCCACCUCAAGAUAAUUCCAACACCUCUUUAGUAGUGAAAAAGGAAAGUCCUGAGCCAGUGCAUACCGAGCUUAAACAAAAGGGGAAAACCUCUUCCACGAACACAGCCCCGAAGAUUACUAAGAAGCCUGAGACUCCGGUGUUGGAUGUUUAUUCGGUGUCUGAUAUGAACAAGUUGUUGGUUAAGAGUCAGGCCUCAUACUAUUCAGUGAUCCCGAAAUGGCCUUCUGCAACUGAGCGCGAAUUGCAGGCUGUGACAUUACAGAUUGAGAAUGCACCAAUUGUAAAGAAUGAUCCAAAACUAUAUGCUCCUCUUUAUAGAAAUGUUUCCAUAUUCAAAAGGAGUUAUGAAUUAAUGGAACAAACUCUUAAAAUUUACAUUUACAAGGAAGGAGAUAGGCCUAUACUACACACACCAGUACUCACAGGAAUAUAUGCUUCUGAAGGAUGGUUUAUGAAACAGCUUGAGAACAAUAGACAAUUUGUUACUAAAAAUCCAAGGAAAGCUCACAUGUUUUACUUGCCUUUUAGCUCUAGAAUGUUAGAGGAAACCUUAUAUGUAGUUGAUUCACAUAGUCAUAAGAAUCUCAUACAGUUUCUGAAGAAUUACUUGGACAUUAUUGCUACAAAAUAUCCAUACUGGAACAGAACUGGUGGAGCUGAUCAUUUCCUUGUUGCUUGCCAUGAUUGGGCUCCUUCAGAGACAAAGCGAUAUAUGGGGAAAUGCAUUAGAGCUCUAUGCAAUGCUGAUGUGAAAGAAGGUUUUGUAUUUGGUAAAGAUGUGUCCCUUCCCGAAACCUAUGUUCACUCACCCAAAGAUGUCCUCCGAAAUAUUGGAGGCAAGCCUGCAUCGAAGAGGUCAACCCUAGCAUUCUUCGCGGGGAGUAUGCACGGCUAUGUUCGGCCAAUUCUGCUGCAGCAUUGGGAAAAUAAAGACCCCGACAUGAAAAUUUUCGGUAAGUUACCUAGGAAGAAGGGCAACAAAGUAUAUGUCAACUACAUGAAGAGCAGCAAGUAUUGCAUUUGUGCAAAAGGGUAUGAAGUCAAUAGUCCUAGAGUUGUAGAGGCGAUUUUCUACGAUUGUGUCCCGGUGAUCAUAUCCGACAACUUUGUACCUCCGUUUCUAGAAGUUCUUAAUUGGGAAUCUUUCGCGGUUUUUGUACCCGAGAAAGACAUUCCCAAUUUGAAGAACAUUCUAGUUUCGAUCUCGGAUAGGAAGUAUAGAAGGUUGCAAAUGAUGGUGAAAAAGGUACAAAAACAUUUUUUGUGGAAUCCUAAGCCUGUCAAAUAUGAUAUUUUUCAUAUGAUACUUCACUCUAUUUGGUACAAUAGACUUCAUCAAAUUAGACCCAUGUAAUGUAAUUAGGAAUAAAUCUAAAUUAUUUAAUGUAUUGAGAAUUUGAGAGUAAUUAUUAUUAUUUUUUUUAAUGUACAUAUAAAGGGACAGAAAUAAUGAAGAAGAAGAUUAAUUAUUUUAUUA
Molecule: messenger RNA, 2095 nt
Organism: Cannabis sativa
Lineage: Eukaryota; Viridiplantae; Streptophyta; Magnoliopsida; Rosales; Cannabaceae
Product: probable glycosyltransferase At5g03795
Exons: 5
Coding region: 233-1972 (579 amino acids)
Molecular function (GO): glycosyltransferase activity
Source: RefSeq, a predicted model, not a curated record